This is a messenger RNA of Striga hermonthica, 278 nucleotides long. The record is from the annotation of a GenBank genome assembly. Lineage: Eukaryota; Viridiplantae; Streptophyta; Magnoliopsida; Lamiales; Orobanchaceae.
CCUCCCUCUCCUUGCCUCUCUUGAUCUCUGCUUCCUCGUCUCCUCUUUCCCUCAUCUUUCCUCCGACCAUCUCGGCCUCCUCGAGGAUCCUCCUCCUCAUCUUCAUCGCGAUCGCUCCUUUCCACCGAUUACUCACGGCAUCUCCUCUUCUCCUUCCCCCUCGCCCUAUCCUGGUAAAUGAACUCCUUAAGGUGCCCCUCCCGAAUAAGGCGCUCGAUUUCGUCUUUGAGAUGCCGACAAUCCUCGAUGGUAUGACCAUAGUCUUUUUGGAAACGGCA